GCGCUUCCCUUUCUGGUCCCUCCUUCUUCCUUCCCUACCUGGCCGCGGCCACGUCAGGGGCUCCUGCUGCCGCCGCCGCCGCUUCUGCUGCCUCUCUCUCUCUCUCUCUCUCCCUCCCUCCCUCUCGCCCGAUCGCUCGAUCCCUGCUCUGGGACCCCCCCCCUACCCCGGAGGAACCAUGAUCUCCUCCCGAGGGGGCGCCAUGCCGCCGCCCCCCAACGCCACCGCCUACUACCCGCCGCCGCGCAUCACCCUGCCCUCCGGCUUGGAGAUCCUGCGCACCUACUCGGGGGCCUUCAUCUGCCUGGAGAUCGUAAGUGGGGGAGCGCGGGUGGGACGAGAGGCUAUCGGGGCGGCAGCAACAAGUGGGAGGCAGAAAGAAAGCACUCCGGGAUCUCUCUGCCAUGAUUGUGCCGAGGGGUUUUUAUGCAGUUGUGUUGCCUCGCUGGGCGCUAAAAAAACAACCACCACCACCAGUUGCAGUUUUUAACAUUGGUUGAAAAAUAUAGGUUUCCCAUGCAUGUUUUUUCUCUUCCUAGCACUUCCCUAGCAAAAAUCCACCAGGUGACAUGUCUGUCCCACACCUGCCCCUCUUCGCCUCUCAAACCAGGGCACAUAGUUUGCUGGAAUUCAGCAAGAUGGAUCCCCACCUUGAGUUCUUCCAUGGAAGAAAGGUGGAAUACGUGUGUGUGUUUUAGUGUGUGUGUGUGAGAGAGAGAGAGAGAGAGAGAGAGAGAGAGAAAUAUCUAAACUGACACCAGGGUGAAAGGUGUACCUGUUCGAUUGCCGCUUACCAAACACAGCUGUUAGUCAUGAGAUUCCCUAACCACUUCUUAGAAUUGUGUUUAUCUAUUCCCUCAAAUCUUUCCUAGCUACAGCUUUUCACAUUUCCUCCUUGAUUUGGAUUUUUAAAAAAAUUAUAUAGUCUUCAAUCAAUGUUCCAUGUUUACUUGGUCUUUGAAAUGAUAGCUGCAUUAGGGCCAGUUAUGGGUUUAAAUCAUGCGACAUGGCUUCAUUCCUGGAGCCCCCUUAAUUGCUCACUUAAUACUUAUUUCUCUUCCCAACCCUACACGUCUUGCUUGGACCCAUGCCAUCUUAGUUAAAAGCUUCCUGUCUUGCCUGUAUAAGCCCCACGCUGAAUAGCAGCAGCUUCCCGGGGUCUCAAAGUAAAAGUCAGAGAUCUUUUAACCAGGAGCCAAGACCUUAACCUCUGACAUUAUGCAUGCAUCCAAAGCUCUGCUUCUGAGCUAUGGCCCUUCCCCACAAAUCUCCCCCUUCCCCACCCCCAUCCAGCCUUCCCAAGGUGACCAGAUGCAAAAGAGACAGGGCACUCCACAGAAGAGGAAAUUUCAGCAGGUGUCGCAUCCCUCCACCGCAACGCUCUCAUCCUGACCAGUUCAUACACCCGUUCCAUUCAAGGUUAACCGGCUUGUUGCCAAAGCAGCCGCAGAAUGUGUGGUGACAGCCAGUCUUGGGUGUGGCUCAUCGCAACUACAGAUUGCAACCUUCUUGUACCAUGGAUAGCGAACUCUGCCUGCCCAAAUGUGGUUGGACUUAGCCCUAGCCAGGAUAGCUAGUGGCUGAGGACGAUGGAAAUCCACAGGUGGUCCACAGGUUCUCCAGACCUCUUCUGUGCUAUCAUAGACACUGCUAAGCCAGGUUUAGUUUCAGAGUUCCCCUGGCACGGCUCCUGUAAUGGCAUGCAAAAAAUCAAGAGUGGCAUUUCCCGCAGCAACGAGAAAAUUUUCUUCCUUCUAUGCAGCUGUUAAAAUCCAUAGGAGCCCAGCCAAAAAACCGGGUUGGCAACCUUGUUUAUUUUCUUAUUCUCACCUGUGUGGAUGUACCCAGUUUUCUACACCUUCCUCAGACACACCCACAUUACAGGAACACCUCUCCCUACUAUUCUCACCUGCUCUCAUUAUUUCUCGGGAUCAUGCAUGCGCCUUCCUGAACUUCAUUCUUCCUCAUGCGCUCAGCUCCACAAUGCUUCCACUCCCUGUUACCCACAUCCCUGGACCUGCUAAAGACAAACACUGCCCCCCCCAAAGGAGUUUAAUGGUAGCCCAUGAAGGCGCUUUAAAUCCAGAAUGUGAUUCACAAAAUGGACAUCAUAUACCAUUUGCCUAACAAGCCAAACUGGAAAUCCAGUCACAGGCUUCCCUCUCUUAAAACCUGCCAUUUAAUUGUAGGGUAGAUUCAUUGAACUCUCUCCCACCGCUGCUCAUACACAAAUAAUUUCAGUAAUGGAUUUCAAUCUGUUCUCUCCCUUCUCUUUAAAAUUCAUGUUUCCUGUACAAGUUUGCAUGCUAAUUGUUUGCUGUAGGAAUUAAAAAAACAUUAAAACGCUUGCUGGUUCACAAGUAAAUAAAGUACAUCUAGACUAUACUGAAGCGAUCCAUACGCUGUUUGUGUGGACGGUUGUCUCUUGCACUCCAGAUUUGUAACUCCUUAGAGACAGGGAGCAAUUGUGAAAUCAAUUGACUUUUGUGUUGCUCUCUCUUGGUAGAGAUGCAGGGAUAUGGAGCAAGAUUGCCUGCUUGAAAUCCAAAGCUGCAAAUUCCUAUGCAAAUAACCUGGGUGUAAGCCCCAUUGAAUGCGCUGGGACCUACUCCCAAGUAAACAUGCAUAGGAUUAUCUUGUAUGUGCCUAGAGUUUUCCAGAAUAAGCAAGUGAUUAAGAGCAGAACAGUGUUUCCCUCUUUGAGAUCGAAAGUAAAUUCCCUCCUUGUUUGCUUAGUAGGGUCAUAAAUAUUUAGCGACUGGGAAGCGAACACCUUGCAGAGCCCAAGUUAGACAGAAGGCGUAAAACAGGAGCACAGGAUCAUGCAGAUAGGUGGCGGAGUUAGUGAAUUGUCCAAGCAAGAUCAUGGACUACUGCAGUGUAGAGAACCCUUGGCCCUCCAGGCAGUGCUGAACUACAACUCCCAACAGCUCUUGACAGCAUUGACCAGGGAUGAUGGGAGUUGUUCAGCAACAGCCAGAGAGCCAAAGGUUCCCCCGCACCUGGUCAUAGAGCCAUGGAAUUGAAAUGGUUCUCAAAAACCAUCUACUUCCACCCCCUGCUCAACACAAGAAAAACAGAUCUGGGGCAUCCCUGACUGAUGGCUUGAAGACCUAUAGUGAGGUACAGCCCACCAGCUUCCUAAAUAAUUGGGAAGCUGCUCUUACCAUUAAGAAGUUUAUUACAAGGCCUAACAAACCCAGGACAGUUCUGACAUACAGCAAGUAUGGACAGAAGGAGCACACAGUUUGGCUGAAAUUAAACAGGUGCGGUUAGUACCUGAAUGGGAGACUGUCUGAGAGCCCUGCGAAUGUCUCCUUGAGCUCCCUGGAGGAAUAGAGAGAUAGAAGUAUGUAAUACAACGGGUUUGCGCUUAAUUUCUGCCUGCAAAAGUGUUCUUGGUGGAAAUGGUUCACCAAAAUGCCCUACCUUCUUUGCAGCUGGCGGGUUCCCCCUUCCCUGCUGCUCCUUCAGCUCCGCUCUUUUCUCCAACCAAUCAGCUAUCACACAGCGAGCACGAUGACACCCCAACUCCACGUAGCCCACGAGCGUAUGUCCGUUGCUGAGGCAGCCAAGGCAAGGCUCCCUGGCAGGAUGCAGCGAUUCCUCUCACAGCAUGACAAGGAUCAUUGGUCCAGUUGCCUUGGCAACAGGGACAUUUCUUCUCAUGCACACCCAAGGCACUCCUGCACCCUUUCCUGCCUUCCCUGGAAAAAAAAUCACAGGGGGAAAAGUGUGCUUUUCAAGGUGUGCAGAAGCACUAGCAAAAAAACCGAGCCGUUUCGUUUUGACUUAGUCCUACAAAGUACUCCCUGUUUCCUCUUCCAAGCGUUUGCUUUGCCCUUCGGAAGGGGCUGAGAACGACCACCCUGCAGUCUGUGUCAUUUGAUCCCUGGCCAGGAGAGUACUGGAUCCACCAUAAACCAGAGGAUUAGUGGGUGGGUGGGGAGUGCCAGAGGACCCAUGGCUCCAGGCGUGGAUUUUUGAGGGGGCAAAUCUUGGGCUUAGGUAUCCUGGGCCCAAAUCGUUCAGGGCUCUGUCUAUCAACACAAAAGCCUUGAAGCUGGUGCAUGGCAUGUGCUGCCCACAUCAGUUGUCUGGCUAUUGCUUCCUAUAUUCAGAAUGGAGUGGCAAUGCUCCAGGAAGUGAGGGAAGCCUCACUUCUGGCAAACGGUGACUUUCUGAAGUCCGGGACGACACAUAUUUUGUAAAUACAGUGUGAUUAUUGUGCACAUACGUUUCGGUUUUAAGACCUUCUUUUGUUUUGUGUUUUCCUUUUGUGUUCUCAGCUGUUCGGAGCACUUGUCUGGAUUUUAGUAUCUGCCACCCACGUCCCUCUGCCGCUGCUGCAGGGCUGGGUGAUGUUUGUGUCGGUGACGGCUUGCUUCACCUCCAUCUCCUUCCUCUGCGUUUUCCUCUUCAGUUACAGAGAAAGAAUCGCAAUUGAUUGGAACCGUUUGGUAAGCAUUUAAAAGGCAGCACAUUGUUGUUGUUAUUAAAUAGAAAUCAGUUAAUAGUGUUUUCAGGGGCUGUAACAUUCUCUGGAAAGUUGGACCCAAUUUGCAGAUGCAGUCUCAAGUUUGUUAGCAGGUACAAAACAACAAAGCUAGAAAAAACACAUUUUAUUUAUUUGAUUUCAACCCCACCUUUUGUCCAAGGAACUGAAGGUUCACCCCUCUCUGCAUGGUUCACCCCUCUCUGCAUUUUACGACAUCCCUGUGGGGUAGGCUAGGAUAAGAAGCAGAGAGUGGCCCACGGCCACCCAGUAAGUUUUGAACCUUGUUCUCCCAGGUCCUGGGAUCCCACAGGAGAGAGAGUGGUCUAAACCACUGAGUUUCUUGAGCUUGCCGAUCAGAAGGUCAGCGGUUCAAAUCCCCGUGAUGGGGUGAGCUCCCGUUGCUCUGUCCCAGCUUCUGCCAACCUCGCAGUGUGAAAGCAUGCCAGUGCAAGUAGAUAAAUAGGUACCACUGUGGUGGGAAGGUAAACGGUGUUUCCGUGCGCUAUGGCUUCCGUCAUGGUGUUCCAUUGUGCCAGAAGCGGUUUAGUUAUGCUGACCACAUGACCCAGAAAGCUGUCUGUGGACAAAUGCCAGCUCUCUCGGCCUGAAGCAAGAUGAGCACCAUACCCAAUGGUCACCUUUGACUGGGCUUAACUGUCCAGGGGUCCUUUACCUACCUUUUAGUCCCCCUAGGGCUCUUAACAUUUACAGCUCAAUAUUUUGUAUGUUUUCACUCCCAAGUAAUGGAUGCAUAGCAUUGCAGCAGUAAUGUAUAGGAGCAAUCAGAAUUUACUUAAAAUGUCCCUCCAGUUAAAUCAAAGCAGAUAGAUAUAGACAUAGACUUAGAGGUAUAGACAUAGAUGCUUUCUUUUAUAUAAGUACCUCCCAAAGCCAUGGAUAUUAUUAUUUAAUACUAUUCUAAUGAUUGUUGAAUGUUACUUUUUUAUAUCGGUUACCUAUUUUAAAGUUAUGUUUUAUUAUCACAUUUUUGUAUUGCAUUAGAUUGUUAUAAGAUGUACAUUUUUUCUUUCUUCAGCUUGUAAACCGCCUUGAGUAUUGUAAGAUAGAAAGACAGUAUACAAAUUAAAAAUGAUGAUAAUGAUGAUGAUGAUGGAUGAUAAACUUCAAUUUUUAAGAGAGGUAUCCAUUCUCGUGUGAGAGGGCGGGGGACAUGCCUUUUUUAUUAAAGCCUCUACUGCAACAUUGGAAAGAAGACUCUCCUCCCAUCUUAGAGUGCCUGAUUUCUUCAACAAAUGCGUAAAUUAAUGCUGAAACAAUUUAGUUUAUUAUGAUGCAUGCAAAUAGCUCCAAGGUGACAAUGUGACAGCCACACUUUCCCAUUAGCAUUUUGUAAAUCUCUGCUUUAUUAGGAGGAAAAGUUGUGCAUCUUUCACGACUAAUUAGCAGUUACGCGGGGCAGAACAUUUUCCAUUUCAUAAAUUCAUCAGUAACGAAUAGAUGUCAGUUGCAGAUACAGUGUUUGGCCAGUCUUGGCCGUUUCAAAGCUUUUAGCUUUGUUUACUGAGCACAAGUAAAGUAAACAUGCUACGUUAGAUCGCUUCUAGUAGUCAAACAACGUACGAAGGGCACAACAUUGGCUACCUCUCUUCUAGGUCAUCAGGGGAUGAAACCACCCUUUCAAAGUGAAAAUUUUACAGUGCGAAUUACCAUAUUCCAAUUCAAAAUUUCCUGUAAACUGCACAUCACCGCUGAUUCACAAGUGUGAGUUCAUCACUUAUCACAUCAUGGCUCUUUGCUGAAUGUGUGAACUCUCUCAACUGGGAAAAGUGCAUUUGAAAUGACACUGAGUGGUAUGUCUUCUCCUCCCCGUGGGGAUUGUUCUGUGAUGAUUCAUUCAUACUUAUGCAAGUCAUAACUUGAUGCUGCCAUAAGGGAGUGAUGAACAUACAUGUGUUUGGCUGGCUAGUGGAUGUCCAGGAAGACUUAAAGCAGCCUUCCUGCGUCCUCAGACAUUGUUGGGUUACAACUCCCACCAUCCCAGACCAUUGCCUAUACUGGCUGGGGAUGAUGGGAGUUGUGGUCCAAAAACAUCUGGAGACCCAGUUUUGGGGAAGGCUAUAUUACUAUGGCUGUGAGCAUGAUUGCUUGGGACGCUAAUAUUCUGGGACAAGGGUGGACAGAAAUUAGCUUCUGAUGCAGUUUUAUGUCAUCUGAUCAAGUCCACAAAAGUGUUUUGCUCUUAAGGAAGUCAAACCCUCCUGAUGGGUAGCCAGGGUGAUGUUCUCCAGAUGUUGCAUCCGUAAUGCCCUUCAUCCCUGACCAUGAGCUGGGAGAUGAUGAGAGCUGGAGUCAAGUAACAUGGAGCUUUUCAAGCAGAGGUUGGAUGGUCAUCUAUUAUGGAUGCUUUAGCUGAGAUUCCUCCAUUGCAGGGGGUUGGUCUAAAUCAGUGAUGGCCAAACUUGGCCCUCCACAUCUGUUUUGGGACUACAAUUCCCAUCAUCCCUGACCACUGGUUCUGUUAGCUAGGGAUGAUGGGAGUUGUAGUCCCAAAACAGCUGGAGGGCCAAGUUUGGCCAUCACUGGACAAAAUGAUUCUAGGAGUGCCUUCAGACUCUACAGUUCUACGGUUCUACCAUCUGGAGGGCACAUAGUGUUGCUCUUGAAGUAUUGUGGACACUGGAUUGUCUACAAUGCUGCUCCUGCUCAGAGCAGACCCAGGCAAGUUAUUGAAAGUGACUACUUCAUGGUCAUUCAUUCCAGUGAGUCUACGCAGAGUAGGACUAAUAUGGGCGGCAACCCAGAAACUCUGUGAAGGCUGUGCAAACUAGCAGCUUUCAAGACCGCACUAUGCUACAGGGCCACUGGAGAGAUUGUAAACCUUUCAGACCCAAAUCGAAGCACUUAGAAAUUUUAUCACUCCUGGGAGUGAACAAUUCCAUUAGUUUCAAUGGAAGCAAAUUUCAGCUGGGGAUAGGCUUGUCAACACCUACUCCUCAAUGUUUACGCCAUGCCUGCAGAGAUGGAACCCUUGUGGUUUAUCUGGGUGUUCCUUCGGUGUUGUUGUGGCAUUAUAUUCAUCUCUUUGUCUGUUGUGUGUGCGCAGAGUGGGAGCACUCUGAAAGCACUUUUGAUCUGGAAAGCCACAAACACCUCCAUGUAUGUUUGCAUUCAUCCUUUCCUUGCUUGCACAGCAAACAAGAAAGGCCCAUGGCUUCGCCUGCACAACACACCCCAGUCGGCAGUGCCAUGGAGAAUUGUUUGCUCGUUUGACCUUUGUUUUACACCAGGCGCUUAAUUUGUGUCAGCUAUUGCAGGUCCAGGCCUGCCUGCUGUGUAUCCCACACCAGGGAACCAUUCCUAAAUUACGUCGGGCCUUUGCAUCAAUUUUGCAGCAUAGAGUUAGCCAUAUUGCCAUCUUGCCUUUAAUCCCACACUUUGGGCUCCUCCAUACAACCUGUUUGUUCAGCAUUCAUCCUGAACCGCUUGCACAAAGCUCAUGCACUGGUUAGAGAAGGCCCAGUCUGUAUUCAGCAUUUGUUUUUAUUUGUCUGUGGAGAAGAUAAACAGCAAUGAGCAUUCAUGCUCAUUUGUUUGUUUGGUGGUUAUACAUCUUCCCAUUAAUCCAUUGUUAAUGACAGGAGGACCAUAGCUUGGCGGUAGAGCAUCUUCUUCGCAUGCACAAGACCGUGCGUUCAAUCGCUGGCAUCUCCAGGUGGGGCUGGGCGCACCUUCUCCUACCUGAAACCCUGGAAAACUGCUGCCAGCCAGAGUAAACAAUGCUGAGCUAGAUGGUUUGACUUGAGAUAAGGCCGUUUCCUAUGUUUAUCCCACACUUUAUAGCGCAUAUCCCUGUCAUUUCCCUGUCUGCAAAAGGUCUUAUUUAAAAAAAGCAGCUAAUUUGUUAUCCCAGAAUCCUUUUUAUGCAAACCUACAUUUCCUUUGCAUAAAUUAAAAAAGGACCUACAUUUCUUUUGUAGGGACGCAGGUGGCACUGUGGGUUAAACCACAGAGCCUAGGACUUGCCGAUCAGAAGGUCGGUGGUUCAAAUCCCCGCGACGGGAUGAGCUCCAGUUGCUCGGUCCCUGCUCCUGCCAACCUAGCAGUUCAAAAGCAUGUCAAAGUGCAAGUAGAUAAAUAGGUACCGCUCUGGCGGGAAGGUAAACGGCGUUUCCGUGCGCUGCUCUGGUUCACCAGAAGUGGCUUAGUCAUGCUGGCUACAUGACCCGGAAGCUGUCUGUGGACAAACGUCGGCUCCCUCAGCCUAUAGAGCGAGAUGAGUGCGCAACCCCAGAGUCAUCCGCAACUGGACCUAACGGUCAGGGGUACCUUUACCUUACAUUUCCUUUAGCGUGGCUUCACUGAGGUGGGAGCCAAUCCUGGUGAGGGAGCUGUUCUCUCUGAAGUUUGGAGCUGUCAGUAGAGUCUGUCCUAGUAUGGAGACUCUUCAGUGGUGCAACUGGAAUAAAUAAGGGAAUGGGGCAAAAUGUCUGGCAGUCUGGGGACUCAGCUAUACAGCUGCAAAUAAAACGUUUUAAGUGCAAUAUCCAAUGUUACACUAGGUGGUCAAUGGUGAGCCGUAUGGAAAAAUCAAUGUAUUUUUUAUAAAAUGCACAAAAAAGCAUGUUCAGAAUUUUUUUUGUACGUGUGCAAAUUCCACCUGGGAUUCCUUGUUUCCGUUACAGAGUGGAGGAGGUAGCAGCAGCGGUGGAGGAAGCCGCUCGGGCGCCUGGGGUGGCGCGCCCAGGGGCGGGGCGAGCCGCCCAUAGGGGUGGGGCACACCGCAGGGCCUCCAGAGUCUGCCUGCCUCCUCCCACUCAGUCGCCCUACAGCUGGGGGGGAGGCAGCGGGCGGACUGUUUGGGCAGUGCGGAGCCUGCGUGCCCCCAAGCCACCGUGUCUCUCCCGGGAGAGAUGCGUGGCUCGGGCGUGCUGCAGGUCCCAUGGUGAGUGGCGUCCGCCAUUUGUCACCCCUGGUCACACCUGGGGCGGCCCACACCCGCCACAUACCCCUUCCUCUGCCCCUGAAUAGCAGUUGUGAGGGGCAAGACAGCUGAGUGGCAUAGGGAAGCUAGUGGGUGUGAUCCAGAGGUGUCGAGGGCAACAAGAGAAAGAAGUAGUGGGCUUGCUGGCACGGCUGCCAUUUUAAUUGUCCCACAAUGCAACACCCUUUUGGAAUGGGUAGGUCCUCAUUUUGUCACUUCUGUUCCAGUGGUUUUCUGGUUUUGUCUGUGUCCAAAUAAUGGUGUGGGUUAUUGAAUUUGGACCCCCAAAAUCUUUAAAAAACAAAAACAUGCCUUUCCCUCUGGCAAAGGUUUCCGUCCUUCUACUAGUGACAGAGAACUUUAUUGUACUGCUUGCCAAGGGGCAGAGGAAGUUCUAGGCGGGUAGAGGAAAUGAGAUCAUCUACCUUCUGAAAACACCCACAAAGGCCUGCACACACUGGGCUACUCAUACGGGAUGUAUGUGGUCCCUUCAUCGGCCAGAAGUUUGAGCAAAGGUGUUGCCCAGCAGACAUUUGAAGGCCUAGGAGAUGAAUGGUGGUCCUUAGUCCAUGGUCACUACAAACUGCUUAUUGUGCUGCUUGUUUCCUCAAAGGAUCCUGGUUCCCUUGUGUGUUCCUAAGACAGGAACAGUAAUUGAAUUUCUGUGAAUUGCCUUGUGGCUUCAUCUAUCAUACUCCAGGAGAAUGCCCUUUUAUAUGAUGGACGGCGUGGGUGCCUGUGUGAGGAGGGAAGGCCUUAUAUUCAAAGAGGAUAUUGCAGUGGUUCUCUGUGAGAUUUCACACAGAGGCACAUUAUGUACAUAUUUACACACACACACACACACACACACACACAGCCUGCGUUUCCACUCACUGGAACCACAAAUCUUGCCACACUCUCCUUCCAACUACCUCAAAUGCAGUACACAUCACUUUAUCUCUGUAGGGUUGAACAGCAGCUGUUCACUCAUAUGAGAGAAACUAAAGAAGCAAACCUGAGGAGUUUGCUAAAUGUUAGGAGGAAAUCUGCCAGCCUACACCAUCCCUGAUCUGAUCUUUUCCCUGGUGGGAGGGGAAAGUAUGCGGGACACAUUUGGCAUUUCCCGACAAUAUUGUUUGGUAGCUGCUGCAGGAGUGAGCAACUACCAAAACCCUAAGCACAGCGACAUCUCAUUUUUCCUUUUGCAAAAGGUUGCCAAAGGAACAUUGGCUGACAGCAGUCAACAUCCCCUGUAACACAGGGUUAGGCCCUGAGUUCAUUCCUGUUUUGUUUCUACCAUAUAAAUCAAGGUUGGGAAACUUUGGGUCUGUGGGCCAAAAGUUUGAGUUUGUUUGAAACCUAAACAGCUUAUCUCUUAUUCCUUUGUAAGUGUUUCUAAAAACCGUUUUUGUAAACUCAGGGAAGCGUUUCAGCCCUGCUCUUUAGUUUGCUGAAAAUCAUUUAAAAUCAUUUAAGGUUUACAAUGUUCUCAUAAAUAGGGCUAUGUUUAAAACUUGUCAUUGAGGUUUUUAUACCUUUUUUGUAAACUCAAGGAAGCGUUUCAGCCCUGCUCUUGAGUUUGUUUGAAAUCACUUAAAAUCAUUUCAGGUUAAUAAAAUUCUUUAUUUCCUUCUGAGGAAACUGAUUGGUUCAGUGAAACAAGUUUUGUAGCCGGCAUCUCAUAAAGUCUUUGUUUAAUUCUAGGUUAAUUUUUCCUUAAUUUUUUGUUACUUUUGUUAUUUAAUUCAAUUCUAUAGUUGAUUACGUCUCGUUUCAGGGAUUUUCACAGCAAUUCUUUUGUUUUGUUUUGUGUAAUUUCUUGGUUCCAUGACUGUAUUUUUUUCACCGAAGGUGGCCCUCUAGGCUGCUGUCUCUGGCCCUUAGAAUUCUCCCCAGGCCACAGCCCUCACUGGACCUCCAAGUGUAUUUGCUUGGCUGAGUUGUGUCCUUGAACAUAACAUACCCUCCAAUAUUCUUCUGAUGAAAAUCAGGAAAUGCGUCUUUUCGGUGCUGUGCUUCCAUGCAAGUCAGCAGGCUCAUGCGAGAGCACAGCUCUGAAAGAUCUCCCUGAACUCAGUGGUGGCAGUGCUGGAGAGGGAGAAAUUGGGACAUUCUGCCAUCCAAUCAGAAGCCAGGAUGUCUUCUGUAAUUUCAGUAUUUCCCAGGAAAAUACUGAGGUGUGUGUAUAAUGCCUCUUGUCUCCCUAGAUGGAGCAUACAGAGUGGGGGUGGGUGGGUAGGAAUUAGCCUACUGCAGAAAGGAAAAACCCACGUGUGGUGCCCUGCCUGCUCCAAAAGAGAAAGGCUGUGUGGAGUAGUGGUUAGAGUGUCUAACUAGGACCUGGCAGGCUCAAGUCCUGAAGCUCACUGGGUGACCUUGGGCCAGUCCUUGUCUUUCAGCCUUUCAGAGGUUGUGAGGAUAAAAUCGAGAUGCACGUGCCUCUGCCUUGAGCUCUGUGGAGCAGAGGUGGGGUAUAAAUUUAAUAACAAAUAUUAAUCCUGCUUUUAUUUUAUUGUUCCGCUCAAACCGACUCUUUAUUUUUAUUUUUGUUCCUUUUCAGGAUUUCAUUUACCACGCAGGUGUCUUUGUCUGCUAUUUUGGGACCUUUCUACUGCAAGCGGCAACCACCUCUUUGCAUUCUCACCCGGUGAAGUACACCGUCAAUUUCGACACCACCAGGAACGUCAGUACCACUAGCUUUGAGACGCUUCUAAGUGAACACGAAUACAACUUGAGCAUCGCAGCUGCCGUAAGUAUUAUAAAGGCACAUCCUUAAAGGGAGAGGGGACAAGUUUCUCCCUCCUCUUCUCUCUCCUUUGGACCUGUCUUCCUCUCCUGACCAUGAGAGGGCUCUGAUGGGAUACAGUGGUACCUCGGGUUAAGAACUUAAUUUGUUCCAGAGGUCCGUUCUUAACCUGAAACUGUUCUUCACUUGAAGCACCACUUUAGCUAACGGGGCCUCCCGCUGCCGCCGCACCGCAAUUUCUGUUCUCAUCCUGAAUCAAAGUUCUUAACCCAAGGUGCUAUUUCUGGGUUAGCAGAGUCUGUAACCUGAAGCGUCUGUAACCCGAGGUACCACUGUACUGCAAUGCCUUGAGGGCUUACCCAGACUUCCUUUUGUGUUGUGUUCCUAGACAGUGGUCCACGCUUUAAAGCUCUGUGUCCGAGCAGUUACUUCUUUGUCCUGGAGGUUUCCCUGGGGAGGCCCACAUUUAAUCUUUUUCAGGCCAGAAUAAUAAUAAUAAUAAUAAUAAUAAUAAUAAUAAUAAUUUUUAUUUAUAUCCCACCCUCCCCAGCCAAAGCCGGGCUUAGAGCGGCUAACAUCAUGCAAGUAAGGCAAUGCAUAAAAACAAGCGAUCAAUAAAUUAAGAUACAUCCCACAAUUAAUUCAAACAAAUUAAAAUUAAAACUGGACAAGUGGCAAUCUUCAGGUUAAAACUGAAGGCGGUUACCAACUGUUUUCCACUGAUAUUAUAAGCACCUGUGAGCGGGCUGGGAACCUCCUUCGUGCUUGUUCUUAUACAAGGAGAAAAUGAGUCAGACUGAACCCUGACUAAAGGCCCGGCAGGCCCUGUGGAAAGAUGUCAAAUCCCGCAGGGCCCUAGUCUCUUGUGAGAGAGUGUUCCACCAGGCCAGGGCCACAGCCAAAAAGGCCCUGGCUCUGGUCGAGGCCAGUCUGUUCUCUCUGGGGCCCGGAAUCUUUAGGAUGUUGUUAUUUGCAGACCAUAAGGUCCUCCAUGGGGCAUACCAGGAGAGGUGGUCCCGUAGGUACGAGGGUCCUAGGCUGUAUAGGGCUUUAAAGGUUAAAACCAGCACCUUCAACCUGAUCCUGUACUCCACUGGGAGUACCCUACCCAAGCUUUGCCCACUUUAAGUAGAGAGCCUCCAGUAUACCUGAAGGAGCGUCUCCACCUCCAUCAUUCUGCCUGGACACUGAGGUCCAGCGCUGAGGGCCUUCUGGCGGUUCCCUCACUGCGAGAAGCCAAGUUACAGGGAACCAGGCAGAGGGGCUUCUCGGUAGUGGCACCCACCCUGUGGAAUGCCCUCCCCCCCCCAGAUGUCAAAGAGAAAAAUAACUAACAAACUUUUAGAAGACAUCUGAAGGCAGCCCUGUUUAGGGAAGCUUUUAAUGUUUAAUAGGUUAUUGUAUUUUAGUGUUUUGUUGGAAGCCGCCCAGAGUGGCUGGGGAAACCCAGCUAGACAGGUGGGGUAUAAAUAAUAAAUUAUUAUUAUUAUUAUUAUUAUUAUUAUUAUUAUUAUUAUUAUUGGAAAGCGCUCUUGAGCAUCGCCUGCUGAGAAGGCAUCAGGGAGUUUGAGGUGCUCAGUGUGCAAGGGGCAGCUUUCUCAGGGAAGAACAACUUAUUGGUUGGUGUCUCUGGUGGUUUGCAGGUGGGGGGAGGCUGCCAGGGCGAUUUCCCAGGUGCAUUUGGGGGGGGGGCGUGCUGCUCACACCCCUGUUCCCGAGCCAGCCCUGUUCUACCUUGUGAGGCUGGAAUCUGAUCAAAGCAGGGCUGGCUCAGGGAGGGCGGAGCGAAAAGGACGCAACAGCCUUGCGCCCUUCGAUCCCAGCUCCUCGGUGGCGAAGCCACAUGCAAGGGGCGCAUGGCAUUCUUUUCAGGCCGCCCUCUCCAAGCCGCUUUCCAAAGCUUCACAAAGUGGCACAGUCCUGGUGUCGCUCUGGCGGUGAGAGCUGGUAUGUCAUGCAACGGGUUCCUUCUGCUUUGCGUCCCCCUCCCUGGGCACACACAUGCGCUUUAGGCGCAGUUAAAGCACGCUCCGCCACUGGUAGUUUGAAGGCCUCGGGUUGGAGGGGUUGCAGCUGAAGCCUGGAGUCCAGACCUAAACCUGGGUUCAACCCCUCCAUGGCUUGCACUGCUGGUUUUCCUGAUGCAGCUGGUUCUUUCUGCUCUCUGUCAGAAUCUUAGUUGCUGUAUAGCAGGCAUUUCCAACAGGUAGAUAAUCUACUGGUAGAUCACGGGGGUGUCCCAGGUCAAUCGCCACCCCCCAGGUCGAUCUCCCUCCCCCCCAAAAAAGUUCAACAACUUUUGCUUCCUAAAACAACCUUGGUAAAGGUAAAGGGUAAAGAGAGCCCUGACCAUUAGGUCCAGUCGUGGCCUACUCUGGGGUUGCGGCGCUCAUCUCACUUUAUUGGCCGAGGGAGCCGGCGUACAGCUUCUGGGUCAUGUGGCCAGCAUGACUAAGCCACUUCUGGCGAACCAGAGCAGCACACAGAAACGCCGUUUACCUUCCCGCCAGAGCGGUACCUAUUUAUCUACUUGCACUUUGACGUACUUUUGAACUGCUAGGUGGGGCAGGAGCAGGGACCAAGCAACGGGAGCUCACCGCAUCAUGGGGAUUCGAACCACGACCUUCUGGUCGGCAAGUCCUAGGCUCAGCAAUGGGUAGAUCACUGCCAGUUUUUUUUUAAUAGUGGGCGUCCCUGCUGUAUAGUGUCAGGAUUAUGACACUUCCUUGUUUGGGAAGCCUUGACUAGUGAUGACCAGGCUUUUUUUUGGCAAGUGUCAGUGCUAUGGAUGAGAGGGAGGGAGGGAAAGAGAAAGAGAGAGAACACCACACCCUGGUGGUUUUGCCUGUGGUUUUCGAAGCUGCAAAACAGGUUAACAGAGCAAGAGUGAGUAGGAAAUCCAUAAUGUGGAGCUGAAUUGAUGCUGAGCUGACCCCAUGGGUCAAGCUACUGCUCUUCACUACUGCUGCCUGUGCCACUUUUGCAGUGCUUAAAUUGGGGGCAGGGCAGGGAGAGGAGCUGUGCCCCCUUAGGAGUUGCGACUGACCCUCUUGGCUACAUAGGAAGCUGCCUUAUUUUGGCUCAUAGUCUUUGCCCAUCAAGCCCAGUGCAGCUUGCUCGGACAGGCAGCAACCCUCCAGCAUCUAUCCCACCGCUUCCUAUAACCCGACCCCUUUAACAGGAAGUGCCAGCUAUUAAACCUGCGACCUUCUCUGAGGAAAGUAUGUGUUUCUCCACUGAGCCACACUCCUUCCCCUGAGAGGCUGUGGGAAGGGCUGGAGCAUUUCUCUAAUGUCCAGCCAGGCUUCUUGGGCCCCCUUCCCCAUUAAUGCUUGACACAUGGGCCAUUUCUGGUGAUGUCCGGCUAUCCAAACACUGACAAAUGACUAUCCAUGGUUCUCCUCCUGUUCUUCAUCUGUUUCUUCAAAGGGUCCUCUUGAGCUUUCUCCCUCCCAUUAUGGCUUUUAUAGGACUCCAGUCCUCAAUCCACCCGUAAGGUGGACCCCUGGGGACACACAGUGCAGAUUAAUAAUCAUUUCUCCUCUCCAGGAAACCCUGAAAGCUGUAAGUCAGGGGCAGCCAACAUGGCAUCCUUCAGAUUCUGUUGGACUACAACUCCCAUCAUCCCUUGCCAUUGGGACUUCCCACAACAUCUGAAAUCCCACAGCAUCUGAAAUGUGCUGUGUAGAGUACUCCUGUUGCAAUGUUUCUGAGAAUGACAUACUAGAGAAUACUAAUAUUUCACCAGACUACAACACCCAAGAUUCUUUGGAGGGAUCCAUGACUAGUUAAACCUGUCUAAAAUGUAUGUUGUUGUUGUUUAGUCAUUUAGUUGUGUCCGACUCUUCGUGACCGGAGCACGCCAGGCACUCCUGUCUUCCACUGCCUCCCAUAGUUUGGUCAAACUCAUGCUGGUAGCUUCAAGAACACUGUCCAACCACCUCUCCCUUUGUCAUCCCCUUCUCCUUGUGCCCUCCAUCUUUCCCAACAUCAGGGUCUUUUCCAGAGAGUCUUCUCUUCUCAUGAGGUGGCCAAAGUAAGGCUAAAUCCUCAAUGUCUGCUUGGACACCCACUUGAGUCACUGCCCUGGUUCCUUGUGACCCAAAAGGGGCGAAUAUCAUGCGCAAUCAGGGAUUAGUUAUCUUUUUAUAAGAACAAAACCUGGGUUGCAUUGCUAAGCAUGCUUACGUAAGGAUACACUUUGAACUUGGUGGGGCUGGUGCUCAGAUAGAUCUGCUUUAUUACCAAGGCAUUAGGGAGACAUCAAAGCCAUUAAGCAAUCUAUGGAGCACAGUCCCAACGUUAGAAAGAAACCUGGAUUACGUUUUCCCUUUAACCCUUGGAGAGGUUUCAGGUUGAGAAUUAAUGCCAAACUUAUAUAACCAAAGUUGAUCUCAUCCACAUUAUUUUAGGGUGACUCACCUUAAUGGCGUUGAUGAAUAGGUAGAUCAAAGAACAUGUUAUUCAGGGAAUCUCCCAGCAAAAUUUCUCUCUCUCAUUCUCUCUCUCUCUCUCUCUCACACACACACACACACACACUUUUCCUUUGUGAAACCUGAGGAAUACUUUACUAUCCCACCGACCCAACAGGAGCAGUUUUGCAGGUCUUUAAAAAUGUGUUGCUCUUCGCAUUAUUUUCUUUUAAAGUGAUGAUGUUUUAAGUGCCCUUUUAAGUGAGGGGAAAUGGGAGGUUGGGGUUGGAAGAGAGCAGGCUCCUGCCUAAAGCUUGGAGGUGGGCCACUGGCGGAGGAAGAGGAGUGAGGGGGGAGUGCACCACCCCCGGCAGCAUGAUCCUGGUAGGGUGCCAUUGUGGCUGCCUGCCCCCACGCUGGGCAGCACGCCCCGCCCCCAGGACGCGCGCCAGCCCUGCCCCCACCUGCUCUCUGCCCCCCAGUGCCGGAGCAUGAAGCUCUGCCACUGAGGUGGGCAAGCCACUGUGGUCAAUGUUGGGGUCACUAAUAGUAAUAAUAAUAAUAAUAAUAAUAAUAAUAAUAAUUUAUUUAUUUAUACACCACCCUCCCCUGCCAGAGCUGGGCUCAGGGCGGCUAACACCAAUAAAAUUACAAUAAAACCUAAUGGGGGGGGGAACAGUUUAUUAAAAUACAGUGGUACCUCGGGUUAAGAACUUAAUUCGUUCUGGAGGUCCGUUCUUAACCUGAAACUGUUCUUAACCUGAGGUACCACUUUAGCUAAUGGGGCCUCCUGCUGCCUUCGUGCGAUUUCUGUUCUCAUCCUGAAGCAAAGUUCUUAAACUGAGGUACUAUUUCUGGGUUAGCGGAGUCUGUAAACUGAAGCGUAUGUAACCCGAGGUACCACUGUACGGGUUAAAAUACAAUUUAAAAUGCAGCCUCAUUUUAAUAGUAGCCCAUAGGCGUAUUUGUUGAAGGACCGACUCAUUCAAUGGCUGCUAACCAUGAUGUUUUCCCUCCCCUGUCGGAGGCAGUAUAGCUCUAAAUACCAGUUGGUGGGCAUCACAGGUGGAAAGAGUGCUGAUCUGCUCAGAUUCUGCUUGUGGGGUUCCUAUGAGCAUCCAACAGGAUGCUGGACUAAAUGGGUCCUCGCCUGAUCCAGCAGGAACUGCUCUUUGUGUUCGUAUGUAUUCAUUUAUAGGGAGAACCCAGACUUGCAGGCCAAAAAAAAACCACAGUGAGUCCUGCCAAAUAGUAUUUCUGCAUCACUCCACUUUCUGUUUAAAACAUCUUUUUUCUCCAAGGAGAACGUGGUUCACCCCCUUCCCCUCCUUAGUUAAUCCCUACAAUGACCCUGUGAGGUAGGUUAAGAGGUUGUGACUGACUCCAGUGAGCUUCAUAACCGAAUUGGUGAUUUGAACCUGGAUCUCCCAGGUCUUAGUCCAACACUCUAAUGCAGGUGUCGGCAAGGUUUACCUCGCCUGGGCCGGUUCACUCCAGCAGAGAUCCCUCCAUGGGCUGAAAUGCAUUCGCGGCCGCAAUUUCCGGCAUCUGCAUCUGCCCAGACACGAUUUCCAGAUGCGAUUUUCAGCAUCUGAGCAUGCGCAGACGCAAUUUGCGGCACUGCAGAAGUGAGUCCUCGCGCCGCGCUGCACCGGUUUAGCGCAGCGCACGGGGACUCACCAAGUGGGCGACUUGGUUCAGGGGUGGCUCGUGGGCCAGUUAAACGACCUCCGUGGGCCACUUGUGGCCCAUGGGCCUUAGGUUGCCUACCCCUGCUCUAAUGACUGCAUCACACUGGCUUCCUAAAGAACUUAUGCUAUGAGGCAGCUGUAUAAAUUAAGCAGGCAACUAAAUAUGGGGAAAGGGAAAAGUCAGUUAGAGAAGGACCUGAAAUAUUUCUCUUGUAGCUGGAAUUUGUUUUGUUCUCGAUUGUUUUAUUUGAUGUUUUAAUGUGUUGUAAACCGCUUUGAGGUUUUUUUUCUUUAAAAUAUCAAGUGGCAUAGAAAUGAAACGAAUAAUAAUAAUAAUAAUACAGUCGUACCUUGGAAGUCAAGCGGAAUCCAUUCCGGAAGUCCGUUCCGACUUCCAAAACGUUCGGAAACCAAAGCACAGCUUCUGAUUGGCUGCAGGAAGCUCCUGCAGCCAAUCGGAAGCCGCAGAAGCCAAGUCAGACAUUCGGCUUCCAAAAAUAGUUCAAAAACCGGAACACUCACUUCCGGAAAGCCAAUUUGCUUGGGAGCCAAGGCAUUUGAGAUCCAAUGUACGACUGUAAUAAUAAUAAAUCUCACUGCAAAAAAGGUGCCUAGGCAUUCCGUUGUGGCAAGCAUAACAUCGAUUUAAGGAGCCAUGUGAUGAUUAGCUCAUAUAUCUGAGUUUCUGAUUGGGAGGGAAGAGGGAUUUGAAAUCUAGUGGAACAGCCAAUUUUCUACAGGAAAACUCACCUGGCGCUUUCUUCCUCCCUCUGCAGAUCUUUGCCUUUGCAACAACUGUGUGUUAUGGCUGCAGCACUACCCUGGCUCUACGAAGAUGGAAGCUAUAGCACUAGAAGCGACAAGGCAGCUAAAGGGCAUCCCGUCUCGUUUGCGUACUUGUUCCGAUGAUCAAAUGAUGUACUACUUGUGGAGUUGCAAGGAUGCUUGGAACACAUUUAUAUUUUUCUAAGAUGUUGACACACACAAACAUACACAAGAAGUCUAUGUCAUAAUUAUAUAUGUGUGUAUAUAAUAUAUAUAUAUAAUAUAUAUUUGGACAAGGGUGGGGGGAAACUUGCUUGUUUAUUUCUCCAGUUUUCAGUUGCUUAUGUUAACUGAUUUCCCGGGAGCGUUACCCUCUGCUGCAGAUAGUAUUAUAAAGCUGAGUGAUGGAAUAGGGUUAUCGUCGGCAGACAACUGCGUACUUUUUUUUUUGGUGCUAAACAUCUGCUUGCAAGAAAAGCAAACAUCUCUGCAGACGGGCUGUGUCUCUCGCACACACGCAAACACAGGGAGGCAGCUAUGAAACGAUAACCCGCUGAGCAUCCGCCUGAAAGCUAAGUGUGUUCACAGGCCUGCCAACAUCAGCAGCUAAACACAACCUCCAUUUAUUUCAGUGCGGCAUCCUUUGGCAACCUGGUUCCCUCCAGAUGUUGUUUUGGUCCAGCUCCUAUUAAUUGUCAUUCCACAACAUCUGUAGGUUGGCAAAAGGUGCAGUGGGGACUGUGCUGGACUAGGGCUACCAACUCCCUGGGUUUGUCCCCGAGUUGGGUUUUGCAGUCAAUUCUCGAGGCCAUUGGAUAGUGUCAAACUGCUGCCUUUGAAUCUUGAGUCUAGGAGGUUUUCAGUAGUAUUCCUCUAAAACAGUAUAAAAGUAGCUCACCAUUCUGAAAGAGAAAAGGUGUAAACUUUUCUAUCAAUGUUUCCCCAGAUUUCCAGUUUCUCCAGUGGGAAAACCAGGGAGGAAAUUUAUCCAACCCCAUAUUAAUUUCCCCCUGUUUCCCUUGAUCUUCACAUCUGUAAGUGCCACCACUCUGAGCCCCUUUUAGCUCUCUUUUCAUGAACUGGCAGCUCCAUUCUGAGGCGUUGGGAUUCCAGAGAUCUGUCCAACGCCAUGUGGGAUUUCCGUGGAAGUCUCUUGAAAUCAUUUAACAAUUUCUCAGGAGCCAUGCUAGGUGGGUUCUCCUAAUGCUCUUGAACUGAUAUCUAUGCAGGCAGUAAAUGUAAUAUUUUUUCAGAAAGUUGAUUCCCCCCUCCCUUUUUUUUUUACUUUAAAAAGAAAGUAAUUUAUGGAAAGGUGGGUGGGUGGGGGAGUCUUUUAAUAUUCAUUAAGUCCUUAUAUAAGGAUCUAGUUUUAGUUUUUAAACUGUACCUUUCACCUGUAAUCUUCAAGGCAUUUUAGAUAAAAAAUUUCUUGCCUAAGAGGAAAGAGUUAGGUAAGCAACAUACUCAAAGUUUUAACAUUAGCAGAGAAUGAAAGUGUACUUUAAAAAAAAAGGCAAGCCAGGAAUAUUAAUUGGUUGGAUUUGAAAUCAUGACAACUAGCUAAUUCAAUAACCAUAUAGAUCUCAAAAGUCGGGCUCUUUCUAUCUGGUAUUUGUUGGGCUGAUAAUAUUAAUAUUUUUUACAGCUCUGAAUUUAAAUUGUAUAUCAAAAUUCCUUUUUGAAACAAUUUGUGUUUCUUCAAGGGAAAUAGUUAUAUUCAGUUUUAAAUACAUACCUGUACUGAUUAGCACUGUAGUUCAUAUGAUCCACGCACAAAACAGGCAUAUUGUUUCAACUGUGUGUGGGCUGUAUAAACUUGGAUUUUAUUUCUUACUUCUCCUGGUCCUGCGUGUCUUACUGCAACAAUAUGGAGUCCCUUUCCAACUUUUGGAGGCAAGAUCUGGAAAGUGCCAAUGUCUAAACUCAUAUUAUCUAAUUUAUAAUGUGGACUCCCGCACUUAUCAGAAACGGCUUUAGAUUUUGAAAGCCAAUAGCUUCUUGCAUUGACAAAUUUUGUUUCAGCAUCAUGUAUUUAUAUUGCAGAGCACCUCUAAAGCAUUGUUCUCAGUGUGGGCAAAAAUGUAUAUUUGUGGUCAACUGUUGUGCAGAUUUCUUCCUUGAAUAUAAAUGUUUGCACUAUUUCACCUGGAUGGGCAAGUUCUUAACCCAUUUAUGCUUUCUGUAAGUGUGGCAUUUACGCUUUAUUCUAAUGAAAGUUUCUUAAAGAUCAUGUGAAUGGAACUGAGCCCAGAUCUCCAGUUUGACUUCUUUGCAUUGCCUCAUUUUGUUGUGCUGCAAGACACCACGAACCAAAGGAAGGCAUCGCCACUGCCUGAAACCAAUGUUGAAAUGGGAAAAUGCAGCCUACACAGGCAAUUGGUAGAGGAUUAGGGGCUCUGGAUAGGAAACAGGCUGGAUCCAGUCUAGGCAUGGCAGCCUAGACAAGAUAAAGGUAGUAAUUGGGUUUGGAGUGCAAUUUUGAGAGGAAGCGGCAGAGUCCUAUUGACUGGAGCAGGGACCUAAGCAAUAAACAGCUUCACAAGUCAAGGGAAGGGCUGUGGCUCAGUGCUAGAGCAUCUGCUUUGCAUGCAGAAGGUCCCAAGUUCAAUCCCCGAUAUCUCCAUGUAUGGCUGGGAGAGACCCCCAACUGAAAUCUUGGGAGAGCUGCUGCCAGCCAGUGUAGAAAAUACUGAGUUAGAUGGACCACUGCUCUGACUCAGGGGACGCGGGUGGCGGUGUGGUAUAAACCACUGAGCCUCUGGGGCUAGCUGAUCAGAAGGUCGGUGGUUCGAAUCCCUGCGAUGGGUUGAGCUCCUGUUCCUCUGUCCUAGCUCCUGCCAACCUAGCAGUUCGAAAGCACACCAGUGCAAGCAGAUAAAUAGGUACCACUGCGGCGGGAAGGUAAACAGUGUCUCCGUGCGCUCUGGCACUCGUCACAGUCUUCUGUGCGCCAGAAGCGGUUUAGUCAUGCUGGCAACAUGACCCGGAAAGCUGUCUGUGGACAAACGCCGGCUCCCUCGGCCUGAAAGCGAGAUGAGCGCCACAACCCCAUAGUUGCCUUUGACUGGACUUAACUGUCCAGGGGUCCUUUACCUUUUUUUUUUGCUCUGACUCAGUAUAAGGCAGCUUCAUAUGUUUCACAAAGAAAGGGUACCGGAAAGGAGACGAAGAGAUCCAAAUGUACAGUGGUACCUCUGGUUGCGAACGGGAUCUGUUCCGGAACCCCGUUCGCAACAUGAGCAGAACACAACCUGCGCCUGCGCGUCGCGAUUCGCCGUUUCUGUGUAUGCGUGUGAUGUCAUCUUGAGCUUCUGCGCAUGCUCGAGCAGCGAAACCCGGAAGUAACCCUUUCCGGUACUUCCGGGUCGCCGCAGGAUGCAACCUGAAAACGCUCAACCUGAAGCAAACGCAACAUAAGGUAUGACUGUAUUGGCGAAGACAGAAUCUCCCCCUCUCUCUUUGAUUGGUGCGUUCAGGUUUCCCUCUUGCCUUUGAAGCUGGCUCUGAAGUUUUGCGAAGUCGUUUGUACCUUACUCGAGUCACAAACGCCUUAAACCUGGGCUAGUAAGUUGGGUGAGGAGAAAGGGAGCUCUGUUGUCAGGAGGUUCAAACUGGAUUUGUGACUCAACUAACUGAACCACAGCUGCUGCGGGGAGACUUUCUCAAAAGGAAGAAGGGAAUUAACCUUUUCGUCUGCUUUGCCUCCAGCCUGGAUAGUUCAGCAGAAGCAUUUCCUGUUUGGCCUGGGAGCGCCAGGAAAAUAAACUGCCAAGGCCUCUCCCUCCAGUUAAAUAAUACUCUCCCACCUCGUAAUCCUGCUGCUGCUGAAGCAUUUGUGCUUGUGGCAUAUUGUGCCAAUGAGAAAGGAAACUUGAGGACUUGUAGGAGCUUUCCAAGCCAUGGGACGGAGCUCAGUGGAUAGGAAGGUUCAGGACAGGCAAAAGAAAGAGUUUUCACACAGCACACAGUUGAUCUUUGAUUCUUCUUGUGUUUUUAUGCCUCAAUUGCCAAGGUGAGUGUUUGCCAUUAAUGCUGUCACAGCUAAUGCACCACCAGAGAACUGAGUUGCCAUUUAUUUUCCUGAUUUGUAUAUUUAAUUCAUUGUGCAUAUCCCAGGCUUGUUUUUUUUAUAAAAAAAUUAAUCCCUAAAAAUUCCAGCACUACUCUCUCUCUCUCUGUCUCUCUCUCUCUCUCUCUCUCUCUCUCUCUCUCUUUGUGUGUGUGUGUGUGUGUGUGUGUGUGUGCAUAUGCAUGUUGGACUGGUGUUGUUGUUUUUUAAAAAACAAACAAACACCAAUCUUGUGACAAACAAGUUUUGAAUGCUCACAAAGAAAGUUAUUAAAACCAGAACUCUAAACACUGA
This is a messenger RNA of Podarcis lilfordi (Lilford's wall lizard), 23396 nucleotides long. NCBI's taxonomy places the organism in Eukaryota, Metazoa, Chordata, Lepidosauria, Squamata, Lacertidae. The record is from the annotation of a GenBank genome assembly.